Messenger RNA from Phyllotreta striolata, 211 nucleotides. Lineage: Eukaryota; Metazoa; Arthropoda; Insecta; Coleoptera; Chrysomelidae. The record is from the annotation of a GenBank genome assembly.
CAGAAUUUCAGUCACAUCUCGUAUUAAGUGCUUUGAAAUAUAUCGCAGUUUGUAAUACAUGAAGAUUACGAAUAGAUAUUCAUUGUGCGUAUUACGUUGCGACUGUAUAUCAACGAGAAACGACGACAAAAUUGGAUGCUUCGACCAUUGUUAGGAAAUAUCUACGAUUGUGACGAUACGACAACGUGAAUGGGAAUAUAAACAAACCGUG